Molecule: messenger RNA, 2339 nt
Organism: Osmia lignaria (orchard mason bee)
Lineage: Eukaryota; Metazoa; Arthropoda; Insecta; Hymenoptera; Megachilidae
Gene: Exo70
Product: exocyst complex component 7
Biological process (GO): exocytosis
Cellular component (GO): exocyst
Molecular function (GO): phosphatidylinositol-4,5-bisphosphate binding
Source: RefSeq, a predicted model, not a curated record
ACUGUUGAUACUACGCUUCAUCACCCUUCAUGUUUAGGUGGUAUGGAAAGAAAUGUUUAUUUUUGCUUCAUAAGAUGAAUGAUAUUAAUAACAAUAAAUGUUAUAAAAUUAUAUAGUAGUAUUUACAAAUUAUUUAUGCGAUUAUGAACAUUCUGAAAAUAUAAAAUUAGAAACAGAUAAAAUGAUGCACGCUACAAGAGUGAAUACUUCUGAACGUAGAUUUGAAAUACAAUGCAAAUUAGAGACAGAGCUUGCUUCGCUAGAAGCAUUGAAAGAUGCAGAAGAACGAAGUAGAAAAUUAACUAGUAAUGUUGUUGGAAUUUUAUCUUCUUUGGAACAACGUCUUGCAACAUUACGUCGUACUAUACUUCCUGUCUAUAACGAAACAGGAACUCUUCAGGCACAACAACAAAAUAUAGAACGGACAUUGAAUGCUUUAGAUCAUGCCAUUGGCUACUAUGGUGUGUGUCAGGAAGUUGAAGGAACAGUACGGGCAGGACCUGGAGGGUCUGGUGGUUUAGACAGUUUUCUGGAAGCAAUGAAUCGUCUUUACAAUGCGCAACGUUAUUUUCAGAAAAAUAAUCCUAGUUCUGUAGAAUUAGAAAAUGUAACGAGUUUAUUUGUUAUCGGAUUGGAUGCUUUGUACGCCGAAUUUCAUGAUAUUUUAACUAGGCAAAGUAAACCAAUCCUUCCAAUUGUUCUUUUGGAUUUAAUCGGUUCGGACGAAGACACUAGCGGCGAGGAUGCUCCGCAAUCUCUUUGUCAUCUACCGGAAAGUAUUUUAGGAGAUUUACUUAAAAUUGCAGCAUGGCUGGAAGAGAGAGGACACCGUAAACACGUAAAAAUUUACGCAUCCGUGCGCUCUGCAAUCGUUUUGAGAUCAUUACAAUUAUUAAAGGAACAUCAAAGAAGCGCUAGCGGUGGCAGCACGCACGCAGGAAGUCCUCUACCAAAAACGAAAUUCAGUAACAGACAUUCGCUGGGAAUUCAAGAAAUUAGCGGAAGAAAAGCUUCGAAAAGAUUACAGCAUGCUCUUGAAAAAAAAGCUAGCAGAAUGUUAUUGAAAGCUUCUCAAACUACUGGUUUAGGAUUGUCGUUAACCGCAUCUAGAAAACCACCUCCUCAAUUAUCUGGAUAUUCUGUAGAGGAUACAGCACCGGAUGAACAAGAAAUGGAAAAUUAUUUAUUAUUAACAGUUGGCCUUCACAAACUGAUGCAAGCAGAGCGAUCGUUGGUUGCGAAAAUUUUGCCAACCAGUUUACAGGCUCAAGUUUUAGAAGCUACUGUGCGCGAAGCUAUGGAUCUUGUUGCUCACGAUGGAGAGAGUAUAGCAACUAGAGCUAAACGAUGCAUCGUACGACGUGAUUUUUCAGCAGUAUUAGUGAUCUUUCCUAUCUUGAAACAUCUUGGAGAACUAAAACCUGAUUUAGAACGUACAGUAGAAGGUUGCGAUUAUGCUCUCAGAUCAAAAUUCACCUCUGUAUUGAAUACACUGAAUAUAACUGGAGCAAAAACAUUGGAUGAUUUUGCAGAAAGUGUCCGGAAUGAAUCUAAUUCAAUUUUACCUAAAGAUGGAACCGUAGCAGAAAGUACAAGUAAUGUUCUAGUUUUUCUAGAACAACUAGCAGAAUAUGCUGACAUUGCAGGAGCUGUUUUGAAACGUAAUACCGAUAUGGAAAGUAGCGCGUCUACGAGACAAACAGAAAACAUGUACAAAAGUGUUUUGGGUAGUUAUAUUAAGAAGGUACUAGCACAAUUGAAUUUAGUGCUUGUAAAUAAAAGUGACACUUCAUAUUCGGAUGUUGCGCUACGAGCUCUUUUUCGUUUAAAUAAUCAUAAUCAUGUUAUAAAUGCUCUACGUCGCAGUUCUUUAAUGGAUCUAUUAUUAUUGGCUGAGCCUACCGCAGAACAGACAUAUCAUGAUCUUUUAUUACGUAAUAAAGCAAAUUACGUCUCUACUACUUUUGCAAAAGCUCGAAGUUACCUCGAGCAACCGUUUGAUGAACCAGAACCAGGGGCUAAAACUUUAAAAGAAAAGUUUUUGGGAUUCACAAGGGAAUUAGAAGAAGUGGCCAAGUGUCAGCGUUCUUAUUCUGUACCCGAUGCUCGUUUACGAGAAGAGUUGCGAAAGGAACUCCAACAAGCUAUCGUUCCUCUUUAUACAAAUUUUCAUAAUAAAUAUCGUGGAAUUUCAUUUUCGAAGAAUCCAGCUAAGUAUAUCAAAUAUACUCCUGAACAGAUAUCUACAUUGAUUGAUACAUUCUUCGACACGACAGCAUAAUAAAUAAAUACAAAAAUUUAAUAAACACCCAUUUAAUAAAGCAUAUUUAGUUACAGUA